This is a messenger RNA of Epithele typhae, 372 nucleotides long. RefSeq lists its product as uncharacterized. The transcript is spliced from 3 exons. NCBI's taxonomy places the organism in Eukaryota, Fungi, Basidiomycota, Agaricomycetes, Polyporales, Epitheliaceae. Bases 1 to 372 code for a protein of 123 amino acids. The record is from RefSeq and is a predicted model, not a curated record. Gene Ontology annotation, cellular component: nucleus.
AUGUCGGUGCUGGAGGACGAGCCAGAGCCUGUCCGCAAGCACAAGAAGAAGAGCGACGGCGAGUUGUUCGUCGUUGCGUGUGGUGUGCGUAAGGUCUGGUCGAAGGAGCUCAAGGGCCUCGACAAGCCGUCGGAGCAGAUCCGUCAUCUCCGCAAGAUGCUCAUGGACCUGGGCAUGAAAGGCCGGAUGAGUCUGGAGCAGGCGAAGGCCAUCCGACAGAAGAGGGAAUUCCAGCAAGAGCUUAAGGAUGUGAAGGCAGACGAGGAAGAUGAUGACAACCUAUGGUCAGAUGUGGACGUGAAGCGUCAGCCUCGGCUGGCCAUAACGCAAAGUAUCAAUGCAUUCCUCGGCGACGUGGAAGAAGGCGACUAG